ACACGCGCGCGCAUGCACGCACGCACGCACGAACGCACGAAUACACGGGAGAUGACCGGCAAAAUGAUACAGAAUCUGCUGUACACUCUGGCGAUCGUCGGUGUCGUCCGUCAUAGUCAAUGCGAACUGUUCGCGCCGUUCGAGGAGACCGACGACGAGUACCUCAACGAGUAUCUGUUCUUCGACGAGAGCAAGUACCUCGCCGAAUUGCAGGAAUUCGACGAGGCGACCGUUCGGAUCGACCUGAUCAAUCGCAACAGGAAGCACCGAUUGAUGCAUGAGGAGCCUAGAGUGCUGUAUCAAAUCGGGGAUAGCGAAAAGGAAUUGCCGGAGUGCGUGGACCAAAGCGAGGUGUGUAGCAAGGUGGAUUUAUAUGGUGCACCGUGGGUCGAGAGACAAUGUCGUUGUCCGGACGGUCGUACUUGUCCCAGCAGUCUUCAUAGGGACGACGGACACACGAUCGUCGAUAAAAUGCGGCGGUACAAGCUCUGCGAACCUGUGAAACGACUUCCUAUCUGUCGUUACUUCAAAGAUAUUACAUGGACACUCGCACCCGGAGGUGGCCCGAGAAACGCGACGGUGCAACGAGUUCACUGCCGAUGUCGGCCAGGUAGCGUGCCGUAUCUAGUACGAAGACAGCCUCACAAAUCAUCGGAUGGAAAUCAAGGUUUCAUUUACUCCUUCGCCUGCUCUCCGCAAAGCAGACUACGAUGCCAACACAAGGAGCCUUGUCGUCUGUUCACCGUACGCAAAAGACGAAACUCGCAGCUCGAAGAAGUGAACGCCUCGCCUCUCUGUCAGUGUCCCGGAGGACACCGAUGCCCCAGACGACACACGGAUCCCGGCUCCUUACCAGCGAGAUCUUACGCCGGCGUUCUAGAGAUUAAAACUUACAGCGGUUACUGCAUACCCUCCCAUCGUUUCGACGAGAUAACUUACGACAUGUAAGACCGUGUGUUAGAAUCGCCACCUCCACCCGGUCUCAUUCGAUGAAGAAAUCAUCAGCGAUCCAGGAUAUUUGCCACCAAUGUUAGCUUUAACGGAUGAUUACUUUUAUUCGUGGAUGUGCGGAUACCUGAAACCGACCACUCGACAAAUCUCGACUCGGUAUGAUUCGACUCGAUCUGAUUCCGCUCUGAAUUCCGAAAGGUUCUCAACGCACAGGCGUGUUUGGGCUAUCGAGGUGUUAGUUCAGUAACAAAUUCUGCGAUCCGACCGUAGAUCGACUCGAAUUACCGAGCUUUCAAACGUUUUCUCAUUUUGUGCAUUAUAUCAUUUUGAAAGACGACUCGGUUUCAUCCGACCCAAACGAGAAUACUUGAAGCUGAUAUUUAUAGUCAGAUCAUAUAUCUCUUAUCGAUCUUAUAGAUUUUAUAUUUCAGAUUGUCUCAAGUUCAUCUUUAGAUGCCUCGUAGUCAUUACAAUGCAUCUUAAGACAAACUUAAGAUAAUCUAAGAGUCAACUAUGAAACCCUUAUAUAUUAUUGUACUAAACCGCGAACGGAAUUGAUCGGAAACCCCUAUUCUUAUCUCACGUGUGUAUAUUCCUUAAGCGAUCGACAUUUUACUAUUUUGCAUCUUAUACGCAUAACUGAUCCAAUUUACGAAGGCGAAUUAUUUGCCCACUUUUUCUGACACCCCCCCCCCCCCAUCAGGUUAUCAAUUAUGAUGCAGGAUAUACUUUGUAAUCUUUGAGUACUUUUUCGGACAUCUUUUCAAGAGCGAUUUUCUUUCUUUCUUUCUUCUUUUCGCGAAUAAAAAACGAUAUAUAUUCGACAUUUAAUUUGUCUGUAUCAAAGUCUCGAGACGAGCGAACGAUAACAAAUCAGUCAAUAUCCUCGAUUCGUCGUGUAUCCGACCGUGCCAUGUACGAUCUCUCUGGUAAUGUUGGCGAAUCCGAGUGUAAAAAGUGUGUACAGAAGCAUGUAGAAAUAAGAGAAACAACUUGUGCUAUAAAAUGGAAUUUUUGUAUAAUAUACAUCACGUUCGACGUAAUCGUCUCGUAUCUUCGUGGUAUGAUUCACCUGUAGUGUCGUUCAUCUCGCACAGACUCUUUCUUCUUCUUGUGUUCUCUUCGUAGAAUCUUAUACGGGCGUGUUCCAUUUAUCGCUGUAUAAUCCUCGUAACUUUUGUGUAUAUAAUAAAUACAUCUGUCUCUUCUGAAAGUAUCAUCUUUUUGAAAGUAUCGUUCAGGGAAUACAUUGUAUAUGGUAGCGAGAUAUAGGAGGCGAUUUUCAAAGACUUUCUCGAUAUUACUUGAUUAAUUUGAUAUUACUUGCACUGAGAAAAAUAUUCGAAAUAUCCGAUUGUUAAUUUCGUUAUCCGAUCAAAUAUCCGGUGUAUUUGAUCGGAUAUUUGAUCGGAUAACAAAAUUAACAAUCGGAUAUUUCUGAUAUUUUUCUCCGUGUGUUAAUUUGAUUGCAAUUUAAUAAACUAUAUGACACGA
This is a messenger RNA of Harpegnathos saltator (Jerdon's jumping ant), 2445 nucleotides long. RefSeq names its product protein argos (gene aos). The transcript is spliced from 4 exons. NCBI's taxonomy places the organism in Eukaryota, Metazoa, Arthropoda, Insecta, Hymenoptera, Formicidae. The coding region runs from base 13 to 948 and encodes 311 amino acids. The record is from RefSeq and is a predicted model, not a curated record.